AGAAUAGAACUGCAUUACCCAUAAUUCCUCGGACUCUCGCGGGCUUUGUUUUGACAUGGCGGCAGCCUUGAAAACUUGUAUUGUAUUAUUUUACAACGCAGAAGUACACUUCAGGGACAUCGUUUCCCCCCUUCUUUAAGAUUAGUGGGCCCUGCCUGAGAAGGUACUGUCAACAUGUCAUCUCCAGACGGGCUGCAGUACUCUCACGCAGACUUUGUGGCUCGCUGGAUGCCUAGCAGCCAUAGAGCUGGAGUGAUCCUCAGUCCUAGCACGGACUUGGCUGGAGCUCUGAGGCAUAUUUCUACUGUGGGCUCAUCCCCAAUGAAGCCUGACGACUCCUUCACCUCUGACUUUGCACCACUACCUACCUCUGCAGACAGCAGUUGUGUGGAUGUUUCUCCAUCUCUUGGGACUGACAGACCGGGGAAUGAAUCGCAGGAUUUGUCUCUCCAGGUAAAACUGGAGCAGUUGAGGAAAUGGCAGCAGCACAUGCAGGAGCAGUUGAAAGCCCAGCAGCUGGAGGAGCUGCUCCGACUGCAGGCAGAGCAGCAGAGGCUGCUGGGAAGGAUAAAUGGAGCACAACAAAGCACAGAAGAUGAUGCAGGAAGUUCAGCCUCCCCACAUCCAGAGAUACCAGAAUGGCCGCCACCAAAACAUCCAACUGAAGUGGACCAUGACAGUAAAGAAGAAGAUACUUUGGACUGCAGUAAUGAUCAACUGGAAGACACAAACACCUCAGAACAUUUUCAACUGCAGGAAAACACAUCGCCUUUAAGUAACGGCGCAGCUUUAGCUAAUGAUCAAAGGAUGGGAAAUCCCACAGUCUCACAAGAAAGACCCAUUAAACCAGGUAUUGGAGGAUACACAAAGACAUUUGAAGAGCUACUGGAAGAGCAGCUGAUGCUGGAGGAUCAGAGGCAGAAGGCUGCGCAGCAACAGCAGAAUCAAAGUGAAGCUGGACAAGCUCCUUCCAAGAGACCCUUCCUGAAGCGGGGUGAGGGACUUUCAAGGUUUACCAAUAAAGGCAGAGCCUCGUUUCCAAAAAAGGACGUGAAAACCGACUCAAAGCCACAACCGCAGGCCAGAGUGAUGUCCCGAAGCAACUCAGAGCCGGCAGCUAUUCAGAGAGGGGUCUCCAACUGCGUCCAAAAACUCCCUGUCCAACGCAAAACAGCAGUGCUGAACAAGGAGAACAGACUAAAAGGUCUAAUUUCUCCUCCUUUGAACCUGAGAAACGAGGCCAAAGGGACUAGAACGGUUCUAGGUAGUUAUCAAAGGCUGAAUACAGAAGGAUCAGGAUCUCCUGUGGACAGUAGACAAACUAAACAAUUUCAACUGCAACGAGUGAAGGAUCAGACCAACAGGACAGGUGGUCCGUCUGCUCAGGUCGGAAGGAAACCUGGACCCAACGACACAAAGCCGAAUCCUGUAACCAAACAGGUGGUUGUGUUAGGAGAACAGGGGAGCUCUAAAAACAGUGGCUUAGAUGUUAAAACUGCAGAGCAAAGAGGAAGAGGAGGAGGAGGAGAUGAAGGGUCGGUCGACUCCUUUGAGUUGUCUUUCCAGGAGAAAUUGCGGCAGUGGGAAUGUCACCGGCAGCUGGAAAACGUGGAGCUGGGAGAGUUCGAGCUUCUGGAACAGGCAGCGGACGAACUGUCCUUCUCAUCCAACUCUUCAUUUGUCAUGAAGAUACUCCAGCUCGACCAGCAGCACAAAAAGGUGCAGGCCGCUCAAGGCCUCCAUCAGCGACGGCUCUCCUCCACACCCAUCAAGUCGCCUCCUACAAAAACCCUCCAAAGGAGCAGCAGCGAUGGAUUAACUCCUAGAAGUUCCUCUAUAAACUCGGAAGCUUCGCAGAGAAGUGAGGGCACAGAGAGACAGGAAGACACUGGGAGCGAAGCUGUUUCCUCCUGCGUUGAAUCUGAAACAGAGGACCAGGAAGCUGCCGUCGCCUCGUUUCCCGCUCCAUCCGAACGACCAUACAAUAAGUGGACCUAUCAGAACAAAGACAGCGGCAGAGACUCAGACGUCUCACAAGACGGCGAUGAGGAACGCGACAGUGUGAUCAGCAACCCCGAGUCCACGCUGAUGGAGGAUGAAGAGGUGGAGCAGGGAGGUGUUGUAUUUGACGAUGACGACACGUGGAACGAUGUGGAUGAAACUCUACUUCAUCGUCCAGCUGACAGUGGAAGAGUCAGUCCAGUGUUACAUCCAAGUACCGUCAGUGUUUCUCCACCCAUACAGACUUUAGUGAGAAAGGUGGCAGCAAAUAAAAACGUGGCGUUUUCCAAUCAGGAGCCAAAUCCUCCUUCACCUCCACCUGCCUCCCAACUCAUGACCAAACUGUUCCCAUCGCUGAAUCUCAAGGCCCAGAAUGCACCUCUUCAUCCCUGUCCUGCUUCUUCUGUCGCUCCACAAUACGAAAAGCAGCAAAAUGAAACAAACCAGCAGAUUCAGUCGAAGCAGCUGAGGGAGCGGCUCGUGGAGCUAGAGAUUGAGAUCGACAGAUUCAAGAAAGAGAAUGCUGCACUCACCAAACUCAGGCAGGAGAACGAGAAGAACCAGGAAAACCUCAGAAAGGACUGUUUGGAAUUUGAGAAGACCAGAUCCCAGGAGCUUGCCAAGUUUGAGGAGUACAAGAAAGAGGAAACCAGGAAACUGCAAAAGGAACGAAAACUGUUUGAGAAACACGUGAUUGCAGCCAGAGCCAUUCCUGACAAGAAGGAACGUGAAGAGAUCCAGGCGCUGAAGCAGCAGCUGAGCUCCCUGCAGGAGGAGUUGAGGAGGAAGGAGAGUCGCUGGGCCUCCAUGCACAACCGACAACGUCAGCAGAUUGAUUCCCUGAGUCAAGAGAACAGUUCUCUGAAGGAAGAGAUCAAAGUGUUGGAGAAGCUUCGACUCAGCACCUUGAGGAAAACCUCUGUCAGUGCGGAGAAGGAAACAAAAGAUGGUCCAAGAAUGUUUUCCAACAUUCCUACUACUGUUACUAAAGGAGUCAAGUUUGCUAGUCCCCUGGACUCCAGAGGAAGCAGCAGCAAUAAGAGUCCUCCUCAGAGCAGCUCUGCUGCUGCAGUCAUCUGUAAACGCAGCACAGCAGAGAGCAGUCAGCCAGCUUCAGGGAUGAAGAGCAGCCUGAGGAGGCCUUCAGGACCAAGUAUCUUGUCUUCCUCCUCCUCAUCGAUGCCUGGUAGGAGGACAGAAGAGAGGUCAACGUCUGCUAAUAAAAGUCAAGAUCAGUUUCCUAAAGAAGAUUGUCUGCCAAGUGAAUCUGAAUGCAGCACAGCUGAAGAAGCAGAGUCAGUUCAGGAAGUAUUUACAUUUCCUGAUGGAAAGAUAGAGAAGGUUCUGACUGGUGGUGACCGUCUGAUUAUCUUUCCAAAUGGCACCAAGAAGGAGGUGUCGGCCGAUGGACUGAGUGUCAAAGUCACCUUCUUUAAUGGAGACACCAAACAGAUCAAGGCUGACCAGACAGUGAUCUACCACUACUCUGAGGCCCAGACCACACACAUCACCUAUCCAGACGGGCUGGAGGUCCUGCACUUCCCUAACAACCAGACUGAGAAACACUUUCCAGAUGGUCGUAAAGAGAUCACUUUUCCGGACCAGACUGUGAAGAACCUGUUUCCCGAUGGCAGAGAGGAGAGUGUGCUGAUGGACGGGACCAUCAUUCAGGUCAACCCGGAUGGUACCAAAGAGAUCCACUUCAACACGGGCCAGAAAGAAGUUCACACGCCUGACUACAAGAGGAGAGAGUAUCCAGACGGCACCGUGAAAACAGUCUACACUGAUGGCAGGCAGGAAACCCACUACCCGACUGGACGGGUCAGGAUCAAAGACAAAGACGGAAACGUCAUCAUGGACAACAGCGUGUAGGAAGUGUCCCACAGACAAUGAAAACACAACUCAGUUUUUUGAAGUUGCCAAAGGAAUAAGUAAACAGUGAGCUUCCUCACAACUUAAAACUAUUUUAACUGAAAGAAAUAUUACAUCCACACCGAUUAAUUUGAAAUUAUUCCUCACUGACUAAAGUCUGUUCCAGGCAAUAAUUUUUUAAAAAGUAUUAAAUUCUUUUUUUAAAGAUAACCAACCGUCACUAACAUAUUUCAUGUAAAAACUUGACAAUAAGAAUUUGGUCUGUACAGUAACAGGAUGAACUUUGUUGUAUGUUGUGUGUACGUACGUGAAGUGUUUGCAGUGUUUUUGAUUUUGUAAAAAUGUGAAAUAUCUAUUUAUUUUCUUAGACGCUACUAUAUAAAAUAAAUUCAAAUUCUGUGAUGUAACAUGUGGUUUGUGUACGGCAGAAACAGCAGAAACCUGGGAGGAGGGUUGAGAUUUUAAUCUGCAGAACAGCAGCAGAACAGAAGAGCAGAAUGAAAUGAGGAUGAUCAGGACUGAAAAACAUGACAAAGAAUAAAACCUGAAACACAGAAAAAACAAACUCUUUUGAAUAACUAACCCUGGGACAAAUAACUACCUUUAUCUCUCUUAUUCUUAACCUUACCGUUCAUCUUACCUAAGAAAUUAUUGUCCGUCCAUUAUUGUCCAUGGGUCCAGGAACAGGCCAUUUAAAAUUUUGAAGUAA
Cynoglossus semilaevis (tongue sole) is the source of this 4582-nucleotide messenger RNA. RefSeq names its product centrosome assembly and centriole elongation protein (gene cpap). The coding region runs from base 175 to 3873 and encodes 1232 amino acids. Gene Ontology annotation, biological process: cilium assembly; centriole elongation. NCBI's taxonomy places the organism in Eukaryota, Metazoa, Chordata, Actinopteri, Pleuronectiformes, Cynoglossidae. Gene Ontology annotation, cellular component: centriole; centrosome. Gene Ontology annotation, molecular function: tubulin binding. The transcript has 19 exons. The record is from RefSeq and is a predicted model, not a curated record.